Messenger RNA from Arachis stenosperma, 937 nucleotides. Its product is annotated as high mobility group B protein 7-like. The record is from RefSeq and is a predicted model, not a curated record. Bases 90 to 731 code for a protein of 213 amino acids. The transcript is spliced from 6 exons. Lineage: Eukaryota; Viridiplantae; Streptophyta; Magnoliopsida; Fabales; Fabaceae.
UUCCGUCCCUAAUAAAUAGAAUUUUCACAUUGUGUCGUGGACAAAGAAGAAAGGAGAAAGCAGUAACAAGUGAACGAGAAGAAAGUGAAAUGGCGAAGGGAAACAACACAUCGCAAGGGAGGAAGAGAGUGGACGCCGUUGAUUCUCGAUCUGCGUCGGUUCUUGUUCGCGCCAAGGAUGGCAGCGCUUUCGCCAAAUGCGAUGAAUGCAAGAAGGAUGUUCCUGUUGCCCUCAUCAGCAUGCAUAGUUGCAGCCUCGAAGCCAAAAUCAAAAUGAAUCUCGAGGCACAAGUUGUGGAACAGGCUUCGGAAGUGAAGAAACCAGAGAGGAAGAAGCCGAAAUCUAAUGAACCAAAGGCUAAAAGACCGAAAGUUGAGAAGACGAAGAAGGUGAAAGAUCCAAAUGCGCCAAAGCGUCCUCCCACAGCUUUCUUUCUCUUCAUGGAUGAUUUUAGAAAAUCUUUUAAGGAGGCAAAUCCUGAUUCAAAGGAUGUUAAGAGGGUUAGUAAAGAGGCUGGUGAGAAAUGGAGGUCCAUGACUGAUGAAGAGAAGAAGCCUUAUUCCGAUAAAGUUGUUGAGCUUAAAGCAGAAUACGAGAAGGCUUUGAAAAGUUAUAAUGAUGCUGAAGCAGAAGGAGAAGAGGGAGAAGGAGAGCACGAAGAGGGGGCUGAUGAAAAAUCUGAUAAGGAAGAUGCUGCUGGUGAAGACGAGGAGUUGACUGAUGAGGAGUAAAGUCAACUGGUUUCUAUGCACAAGAGCUUAAUUGUUUCUAGUGUAGUGUUGUAAAUUUUUGGAUGCAUUUUAUUCAUGGUUUCAUCAUUUAGGUGUUAAUACUCUUCAACUGCCUUUCAAGUCGCACUGCAACAUCUUUUUGUAUUGUCGUCUUGGAAUAUAAUUCAAUGGCACUUGAUUAAUACUUAUUCCAUUGUUCUAUCCAA